This is a messenger RNA of Trametes versicolor FP-101664 SS1, 1356 nucleotides long. Its product is annotated as FAD/NAD-P-binding domain-containing protein. Gene Ontology annotation, molecular function: FAD binding. Gene Ontology annotation, biological process: secondary metabolite biosynthetic process. The record is from RefSeq and is a predicted model, not a curated record. NCBI's taxonomy places the organism in Eukaryota, Fungi, Basidiomycota, Agaricomycetes, Polyporales, Polyporaceae. The transcript has 8 exons. Bases 1 to 1356 code for a protein of 451 amino acids.
AUGCUGAGAUUCACUGUAGCUAUCGCUGGUGGAGGACUAUGCGGCCUACUGCUCGCCCUCGCACUGGAGAAAUACGCGCCGGACGUCGACUACCAGAUCUAUGAGGCUGCCGCUGAGCUGACGACGGCUGGAGCCGGGAUCGGAUUCCAGCCACGGACGCUGUUCGUCCUUCGAGAACUCGGGCUUGAGCCGGCGUUGCUGAAGAUCUCUGGGAACGGCGAGAAGGACCGUUUGAACAUCCUUUAUCGGAAGUCGGACCAGAAGGAGGGAUUUACCUUCAACGACUCGGAGACUGACGAGAUACAGUGGACGGUCCAUCGCGGAGAGCUUCAAAAGCUCUUCCUCGACCACAUCCGCCACCCAGAGCGCAUCCACCUGGGCAAGCGUCUCGUGUCCUACACUCAAUCCAAAGGUCCCAAUGGCCGGGUGACGCUGCACUUCCAGGACGGGAGCACGGCAGUGUGUGAUGUCAUGCUGGGUGCAGACGGUGUCAAGUCCCAAGCGCGCGCAGCGAUGUAUACGCAGCUUGCGGACGCUGCGAAGAAAGCUGGACGGGCUGAAGAGGCCACUUCCCUGAGGUUGCACAUAAACGCCGUCUUCUCCGGCUUCUCAGCGUACCGCGGCCUCCUCGAACGCGAGCCGAUUGCCGAUGGGGAGGCGAAACCUCUUAACAUGUCGGCGAUAAUGAUCAACAUUGUCGCGUAUCCGAUCUCCCAAGGCCGCAUACUCAAUGUCGCUGCACUCGUUAUGGAUCGCGAGCUGGAGGGCACCCUCCAUGAGGGUCCGUGGACCACUGAUGUGUCACAAGAGGAGGUCCGCAGGGAGUAUGUUGGAUGGGAACCUGAAGUGGACGAUUUCGUGCAGAAAAUGGGCAGAUGGAACAAAUGGGCUAUCAACGUGGUCAAGGACCUGCCCACAUUCGUCGACGGGCGGGUUGCCUUGCUGGGUGAUGCGGCCCAUAGCAUGACUCCUUUCCAAGGUGCAGGUGCAGGACAAGGGUUCGAGGAUACCCUGAUGCUCGGCAUGCUUCUCGGCCAGGCAACCGUCACCAAAGCCAGCAUCCCUGCCACUCUGAAGAUCUACGACCAGUUUAGGCGACCCGUGGCGCAGAAAGUCGCGGCGGUCUCGUUGGAAAGCGGACACAUGCACACGCUCACGUAUCCCGAACUCGAUGCAGAAAUCUCUGCGGGUCGUGCAAGCCUAACAGAGUCGGAGUAUUUGGCGAGGAUCGUGGAGAAUAUAGAGCGGCUCAAGCAGUGGCGACAGGGCACCGACGUCAUGGAGGACUGUCUGUCGGCUCUGCGGCUGCUCCAGCACACGAUCCCAGGCGAAGCCACGACAGAGGCUAAACUCUAG